Molecule: messenger RNA, 10932 nt
Organism: Closterium sp. Naga37s-1
Lineage: Eukaryota; Viridiplantae; Streptophyta; Zygnematophyceae; Desmidiales; Closteriaceae
Source: the annotation of a GenBank genome assembly
AUGCUGGCGCGCGAGCGAGCGCGGCGAGCGGAAGCUUCCAGGAAACGAGAGGAAGCAGAGGGGCGGCGGGAAGAGGCAGAGCGGGCCUUGAGGGAGUUUCAACGGCAGGUGGGAGUUUCGGAGCUGGCUUUGCAGGUUAAGGCGGAAAACCAGUGGGAGGAUCAGCUUUUGAGGGAGAUUUGCUCGGUGGAGAGAGAUGUGGAGGAGUUGAAGGGAGUGGUGAAGGAGAAAGAUGGGGAAUUGGAGAAGCUGAGGGUGGAAGUUUCGAGGAAAGUGGAGCUUUUGAGGCGCGUGCAUGGGCGAGCGAUGAAGAUGAGAGCGGAUGCGAAGGGGACGAUCCGACGGCUGAGAUUGGAGCUGGAGACGGCGCGGGGGUUGCUGGAGAGGAGGGAGGAGAGGGUGAGGGAGAAGGGGAGGGCGUUGAGGGGAGAGAUUAGUGUGCUGGUGAGGGAACUUGAGGAGAUUAGGGGCGGGAAUGAGGCAGUGGUGGGUGUGUUAGAGGAGGCGAGGAGGGAGGUGGUGGAGGAGAGAAGGGUAAUUGAGAAGGGGAGGAGGGAAGUGGAGGAGGCUGUGAACGAGGUGCGGAAGCGGGAGGAAGAGAAGGUGAAGGAGGAGGAGGGGGAGGAGGGGGAGAAGGAGGGAUCUGCUAAUAGGGAAGGAAAGGAAGGUAGUGAGGAAGAGGGAGGUGCGGCUAAUGGCAGUAGUGGAAUGAGCAAUCUGCUGCUGGUCCAGGAGGAUAUGAGGAGGCGAGAGGAGGAGUUGCAGCGAGAGGCGGAGCAGGUGAGAGAGUGGCUGCACGCGGAGAGGCAGCAGCGCGCCCUCCUGGAACAACAGCUUGCAGCGCUGGAAGAGCAGAUAGAGGGGUUGAAAGAGGCGCGAAGUGGUGCUGAGGCGACUCAGGAAAAGCAGCUGGCGGAGUUGGAAGGGCAGAUUGAGGGGUUGAAAGCGGCGCGGAAGGGUGUGGUUGAGCAGAUGGAGAGGGAGAGGCGAGAGUGGGUGGAGGAGAGGGAGAGGGAGAGGGUGGGGAGAGAGGAGGAGAGAGUGCGGGCGGAGAGGGAGAUGAGGGAGAGAGUGGAAGAGGAGGAGGGGAGGAGGAGGGAGGUGGAGGUGGAAGUGAGAGGGUUGAAGGAGAGGCUUGGUGGGGAGGAGGAAGGGAGGAGGAAGGCUGAAAAGGAGAGAGAGGGAGUGAGGGAGAGAGUGAGGGAGUUGGAAGCAGAGUUGGUGGGAGUGAGGGAGAGUCUUCAGAAAGUUGAGAAGGAGAGGAGGGAGGCGGAGGAGGGGAGGGUGAGAGACAGGGAGGAGUGGAAGAGGGAGAAGGAGGAGGUAGAGAAGGAGGUGGAGGAGGAGAGGAAGAGGAGAGGGGAUGCGGAGGAGGAGGUGGUGAGACUGAAGGAACGUGAGGUGGCUCUGUUGACCGCGUUGACUGAGGAGACUGGGAAGGUGGGGGCGCUGGAAGCUGCUCUGGCGGAGCGUGAGGAGAGGAUAUCCUCGAUUGAAGCAGAAAUUCGCUACAAGGAGGUACGUGCUUGUGAGUUGGAAGCGAGGGUUAGAGAGCUGGAGGGGAAGAUUGAGGAAGGUAGGGUUGAGUUUGAGAAGGAACGGAGGAGGAUGGAAGCGGAGAGGAGGGAGGAGAAUGAGGUGAAGGAGAGGGAGAGGGAGGAGGAGAGGAGGGAGAGGGAGGAAGAGGAGAGGAGGCGAGCUGCAGAGGCGGCAGAACGAGAGGCGGAACGAGAGGCAGAGAUGAAAGCGAAGGGAGAGGCGAUACAAAGGCUGGAAGCAGUAGUUAUUGAGCUCAGAGAGAAGGCUUGUGAGCUGGAGAAGCGGCGAGGAGAGAAAGAGGAAACGGUGAAGGGAUUAGAGGAGGAAGUGAGAGAGCUUGGGGAUAUGGUCGCUGUGUUACAGGCUGGUCUAGCUGCGAAACGAGCAGAGCUCGCAGCCAAGGCGGCUGAAGGAGAGAGGAUGGCUCAGCUGGAAGAGCAAGUGAGGGAGGGGGAGGAGCGAGUGAGGGAGAGUGAGGCGGAGAUUGAUGGAUUGCGGAGGGAGAAGGAGGAGUUGAGAGGGGAAUUGGAACGGUUGAAGGGCGAAUUGGAAGGUGUGAAGGUCGAGAAGGAGGAAGGGGAAAGGCAGAUUGAGGGGUUGCGGAGGGAGAAGGAGGAAGUGAAGGGGGAAUUGGAAGGGGAACUGGAGCGACUGAAAGAAGAACUGGAAGGUGUGAAGGGCGAGAGGGACGGGAGGCUGCAAGCAAGCAUGGCUGAGGUGAGAGAGGAGAAGGAGAAGAGGCAGAUGCUGGAGGAGAGGGUGCAGUCGCUGCAAGGCAGGGUCGUGCAGGUGGAAAGGGAGAGGAAAGAGACGGUAGGGAAGCUGGAGGAGAGGGCACGGGAGCUGGAGGAGCAGAAGGAAAUGGUGGGUCAGCUGGAGACGACAGUGAGUGAACUGAAAGAGAGGGUGCAAUCGCUUGAAGGCACGGUAUCGGAGGUGGAAAGGGAGAGGAAGGAGACGGUAGGUCAGCUGGAGAAGGCGGUUCGUGAUUUGGCGGAGAGGAAAGAGAGAGUGUGUCAGCUGGAGACGAGAGUGAGUGGACUGGAAGGGAGGGUGCAAUCGCUUCAAGACAGGGCCGUGCGGGUGGAAGGGGAAAGGGAUGAGACGGUAGGUGAGCUGGGGAAGACGGUAUGUGAACUGAAGGAGAAGAAAGAGAGAGUGUGCCACCUGGAAAAGAGGGUUUCUGAGCUGGAGGAAAAGGUGCAGUCUGUGCAAGAGGAGAGGAAGGAGACGGUGGGGCAGCUGGAGGAGAGGGUACGCGAGGUGCAGGAGAAGGAAGAGAGUGUCUGUCAGCUGGAGCAGAGGGUUUCUGAGCUGGAGGAAAAGGUGGAGUCUGUGCAAGAGGAGAGGAAGGAGACGGUGGGGCAGCUGGAGGAGAGGGUACGCGAGGUGCAGGAGAAGGAAGAGAGUGUCUGUCAGCUGGAGCAGAGGGUUUCUGAGCUGGAGGAAAAGGUGGAGUCUGUGCAAGAGGAGAGGAAGGAGACGGUGGGGCAGCUGGAGGAGAGGGUACGCGAGGUGCAGGAGAAGGAAGAGAGUGUCUGUCAGCUGGAGCAGAGGGUUUCUGAGCUGGAGGAAAAGGUGGAGUCACUGCAGGAGGAGAGGAAGGAGGUGGUAUACCAGCUGGGAACUACAAAAUUCGAACUGGAGGCGAGGAAAGAGAGAGUGUGUGAGCUGGAGAAGAGGGUUUGCGAGGUGCAGGAGAGGAAGGAUGCGGUAUGUCAGCUGGAGAAGACAGUUUGUGAGCUGCAGGAGAGGGUGCAGUUUCUGGAAGAGGAGAGGAAGGAGGUGGUAUACCAGCUGAUAAAUACGAAAUUUGAACUGGAGGCGAGGAAAGAGAGUGUAUGUGAGCUGGAGAAGAGAGUUUGCGAGCUUCAGGAGAGGGUGCAGCUCCUGCAAGAGGAGAGGAAGGAGACGGUGGGGCAGCUGGAGGAGAAGAAAGAGAGAAUGUGUGAGCUGGAGAAGAGGGUUUCUGAGCUGGAGGAGAGGAUAGGCGAGAUGGAGGAGACGCGGUUGAGGGUGGAAGCAGAGUGGAAGGAGCAGGAGGGUGUUUUGCAGGCGCGAGUAGUCGAGUUGGAGGAGGAAGAGGUCGUUUCACGGGCGAGGGUAGCAGAACUGGAGGGGAAGGGCACUGUUUUACAGGCGAGAGUGGCUGAGUUGGAGAGGGGGGUGGAGGAGAAGGAGGGUGCUUUGCAGGCGAGAAUUGCGGUACUGGAGAGUAAGGAGACUGUUGUGCAUGCGAUUUUAGAAGAGCUGGAGAAGCAGGGGGGUGUUUUGCGGGCGAGAGUGGUUGAGUUGGAAAGGGAAGUGGUUGCUUCACAGGCGACGGUAGCAGAAGUGAAGGAGAAGGAGGAGAUUUUGCAAGCAAGAGUGGUUGAGUUGGAAAAACAGGUGGAGGAGGGAAGGGAGGAGGUGGAUCGAGGGAGGGUGGAGGUUGAGAGGGUGAAGCGGGAGAGGGAGGAGGCGAGGGAGAGAGUGUGGGUGGUGGAGAAAGAAAGGGAGUUAGGGGAGGAGGUGAUGGUGGGGUGGAAGAGGGAGGUGGAGGAGAAAGAAGGGGCGGUGGUGGGUUUGAGGGGCGAGUUGGAGGUGAAGGAGGCAGCUUUGAAGGAGUUGGAAGGGGUGGUGACGGGUGUGAGGGGAGAGCUGAAGGAGAAGGAAGGUGAGGUGGUGCGUGUGACAGGAGAAUUGAAGGAGAAGGAAGAUGCUUUGAGGGAGUUGGAAGGGGUGGUGGUGGGUUUGAGGGGAGAGUUAAUGGAGAAGGAAGGGGAGGUGGUGCGCUUGACAGGGGAUGUGAGGGUGAAGGAAGAGGCUUUGAAGGAGUUGGAAGGGGUGGUGAUGGGUUUGAGGGUAGAGUUGGAAGAGAAGGAAGUGGUGCUGGUGGGGCUGAGGGACGAACUGAAGGGGAAGGAAGGGGUUGUUGCAGGCCUGGAGGCAGAUUUGAAGGAGUUGGAAACGGUGGUGGUGGGUGUGAGGGGAGAGUUGAAGGAGAAGGAAGGUGAGGUGGCACGUUUGACAGGAAAUGUGAGGGAGAAGGAAGAGGCUUUGAAGGAGUUGGAAGGGGUGGUGGUGGGUUUGAGGGGCGAACUGGAGGUGAAAGAAAGGGAAGUGGCUCAUUUGACAGAAGACCUGAGGGAGCAGGGAGAGGCGUUGAAGGGGUUGCAGGGAGAAUUGGAAGCGAAAGAAAGCGAGGUGGUGCGUUUGACAGGAGACGUGAAGGAGAAAGAAGAAGCUCUGAAUGAGCUAGAGCAAAAGGUGAAAGCAUUGGAGGAGGGCGCAGAUGCGGUGGUUAUGGGGUUGAAAGGUGAAGUAGAGGAGUUGAGUGCGGUGGCUGUGGCGUUGAGAAGUGCGGCAGCUGAGAAGGAAGCAGCAGCAGCGAGCUUGAUGGGAAGCUUGAGGAAGGAAAUGGAGGAGAGGAAAGAGGUAGCUGCGAGCUUGAUAAAAAGGUUGAGGAAAGACGUGGAGGAGAGGGAAGGGGCUGUGAAGCAGCUGCAGGGUGAGGUGAAGGAGAAGGAUUGUGUGGUGGUGGGGUUGAGAAGUGAGUUGAAAGAGAAGGAAAGUGAGAUGGCGAGGUUGGAACGAGAGGUUGAGGAGGAGAGGAAGGGCGCGAAGGCUGCAUUGGAACGGAAGGGGGAAGAGUUGAGGGCAAGGGAGAGAAAUCUAGAGGACAAGGAGAAGCAAAUCGUGUUUUUGACUGAGGAAGUGAGCAGUAAGCAGCAGGAGAUUAAAGCGCUGAAGGGAGAUAUGGAAGUGUUGAGAGAAGACAGCGCAGUGAUGCAAGAGAAGGCAGGUGAGAGUCUGAGAGAGGCGAGGGAGCAGGUGACAGCACUGGAAGCACAGAUGAGCGGAAAGCAGCAAGAGAUUAAAGUGUUGAAGGGAGAUAUGGAGGUGUUGAGAGAGGACAGCGCAGUGAUGCAAGGGAAAGCUGGUGAGAAGUUGAGAGAGGCGAGGGAGCAGGUGACAGCGCUGGAAGCACAGAUGGGGGAGGGGAGGAGGCAGUUGGAGGAGAGUGUUGAGGAGGGGCGAAAGGCGAGGGAGCAGGUGGUAGUGCUACAGGCACAGGUGGAGGAGGGGAGGCGGCAGCUGGAAGAAAAGAGGCAGCAAUUGGAAGAGAAGCAGCAGCAGUUAGGGGAGACUCUUGGGGAGCUUCGAAAGGAGAGGGAGGAGAUUGAGGUAGUUCGAUCACAGGUUGAGGAGCAGAAGGGGGUUGUGCGGGAGAAAGAGGCUAUGGUGUUGGUGCGGGAUGCAAAGAUUCUGGUCCUGGAGUCUGCUUUGGAAGGGAAGGGCCGGCAGGUGUAUGCUCUGCAGGGCGAGGUGAGAGAGAAAGAGGGACAGAUUUCCUCUUUACAAGCAGAGAUAGAAGAGAGGGUGGGGCAAAUGGGGGUGCGGGAUGCCAAGAUUCUGGUCCUGGAAUCGGCUGUGGAAGGGAAGGGCAGGCAGGUGUAUGCGCUGCAGGGCGAGGUGGCAGAGAGGGCGAGGCAAGUGAGUGGGCUGCAGGCGAUUGUGCAGGAGAAGGAAGGACAAAUAUCCUCGUUACAAGCUGAGUUGGAAGAGAGGGCGAGGGAAGUGAGUGGCCUGCAGGCGAGAGUGGAGGAAAAGAAGGAGCAGGUAUCCUCGUUACAAGCAGAGGUGGAAGAGAAGGUGAGGCAAGUGAGUGGGCUGCAGGCGAGAGUGGAUGAGAAGGAGUCGCAUGCAUCCUCGUUACAAGCUGAGUUGGAACAGGGGGUAAGGCAUAUGGGGGUUUUGCAGAUAAGUGUGCAGGGGAAGGAGGAACAGGUGUCUUUGUUACAAGCUGAGUUAGAAGAGAGGGUUAAGCAGAUGGGGGUGCUGCAGGCAAGUGUGCAGGAGAAGGAGGAGCAGGUAUCCUCGUUACAAGCUGAGAUGGAAGAGAGGGUGAAGGAAGUGAGUGGGCUACAAGCAAGGGUAGAUGAGAAGGGGGGGCAGGUAUCCUCGUUACAAGCAGAGGUGGAAGAGAGGGUGAGGGAAGUGAGUGGGCUGCUGGGGAGUGUGCAGGAGAAGGAGGGACAAAUAUCCUCGUUACAGGCUGAAAAGGAAGAGAGGGCGAGGCAAAUGGAUUUGCUGCAGGCAAGUGUGGGUGAGAAGGAGGAGCAGGUAUCCUCGUUACAAGCUGGUCUAGGAGAGAAAGAGCAGCAGCUGAAAUCACUGCAGGAGCAAGUGGAGGAGGGAGUGAGACAAGCUGCUGCGUUACAAGCAGGAGUGGAAGAGAGGGAGAAGCAGAUAUCCUCGUUACAAGCAGGGAUGGAGGAGAAGGAGCAGCAGGUGUUGGCUCUCGUGCAAGAGAAGGAGCAGCAGGUAGCGGUGCUGCAGAGAGAGAGGGCAGAGUGGGAGGAGGCUAGGGUCAAGAUGGCUGUGAGUGAGAAAGAGGCAGUGGAGAGGAGUGAGAGGGAGAUUGCUGCGAGGGUUGAGGAACUUGCACGUCUGCAGAAGGAGAAAACAGAGGUGUUGAGAGCGGUUGAAGAGCUGGAAGUGAGGGUGAGGGAGAUGGAGGAGAAGGAGCAGCAGGUGUUGGCGCUGCAGGCGUGCGUGCAAGAGAAGGAGGAGCAAAUAGCGGUGCUGCAGAAGGGGAAGGAAGAGAUGCUGAGAGUUGUUGAAGUGCUGGAGGUGCGGGUGAGGGAGAGGGAGGAGAAGGAGAGGGGUAUGGAGAAGGAGUUGAGAGGGAAGCAAGAGGAUUUGAGAGGAAAGGGAGAGGAGUUGAGAAGAAAGGAAGAGGAAGUGAAGGAGUGGAAGGAGCGACUGGGGGUGGUGCAGUGUGAGGUGCAGGGGAAAGUGAGGGAGAUGGAGGAGAAGGAGCAGCACGUGUUAGCGCUGCAGGCGUGUGUGCAAGAAAAGGAGCAGCAAAUAGUGGUGCUGCAGAGAGAGAAGGCAGAAUGGAAGGAGAGAGUGGGAGUGGUGCAGAGUGAAUUUGAGGGGAAAGUCAGGGAGAUGGAGGGGCUAGUUGCUGAGGUGGAACGACUGGCUGGUGAGGUGGAAUGGCUCUAUGCUGAGCUGGAAAAGGAGCGCAAGCCGAAGCGUGUCUUGGAUGCUGAGCUGGCACGCGUGGUUAAAGCGAAGGAGAGUCUAGAAAAGGAGGUGGUGGGUCUGAAAGGGAGAGUGAGGGAGAUUGAAAGAGAGAGUGAGAAGGCGAGAAAACAGGGGGAGAAGGAAAGGAAGAGGUUAGGCAACGAGUGUGAGAGUAUGCGUGUGAAAAACGUGAAAGUGUGUGAGGAGUUGAAUAAGCGAGUGCAGGAGCUUUCAGCCUUAAAGACAGAGAGGGAAGGGCUUGUGAGAGAGUGCAAGGAAACUAAGGAGGAAGCGAGGAAGCUUCGAGAGCAAGUGCAGGUGCUUACUGCUGAAGGGGAGGUGUUAUCUGAGAAGGUAGGGGUUGCAGAGAGGAGAGUGGAGGAGGAGAGGGGGAGGAGGGAGGAGGUGGAGAGGGAGAGGGAGAGUGUGAGGGAGGAGCUGGAAGAGGGGUUGAGGGGAGUGAGGGAGAUGGGGGGGAGAGUGGAGGAGAUGGAAGGGGAAGUGACUGUGCUACAGAGACAGAUGGAAAAGGCUGAGGAGAGGAGAGAGGAGGCUGAGAGGGAGAGGGGUAUUGUAGAGAGGGAUAUGGAGAUGUUAGUCAAGCGGUUGAGAGAGGAGGAAAGGAGUGUGAGGGAGGGAGAGGAGGAGGUGGAGCGAGUGAGAAAGAGAAUGGAGGAAGUGGAGAGGGAGUGGGUGGAGAGUGAGGGGGAGAGGAUGAGGCUGAUGAGGGAGGUGGGUGGACUGGAGGAGAGAGUGAGGGAGCGAGAGGAGGAGGUGGAAGGCAUGAGGAGGGAGAGGGAUGGGUGGAGAGCGGUGUUGGUUAGACUGAAAGAGAGUCUAUUAAGGGAAGGAGCAGGGCAAGGGGUGGAGACUGAACAGAGGGUUGUGGCUGAGGGGAGGUUGCGGGAGAUCGAGGAGAGAGUGAGGGAGAUGGAGAGGGAGAGGAGAGAGGUGGAAGGGGAGGUUGAGAGGGAGAGGAGGGAGUGGGAGGAGAAGGAGAGGGAGAUGAGAGAAGAGUGGGAGGAGAAGAGGUGUGGAAUGGAAGUGCUGGUGGGACAGAUUGAGGAGAUGUGGAAGGGAAGAGUGGAGGAAGGGGAGAGGGAGAGGGAAAGGGAGAGGGAGAGGAGGGAGGCGGAGUGGGUGGAGGAGAGGGGGAGGUUGGUUGAGGAAGUGGAGAGAGAGAGGGGGAGAGUGAGGGAGGAGGGGGAGAAAGAGGUUAAGAGAGUGAGGAACGAGGUGGAGAGGGAAAGGGAGAGAGUGAGAGAAGAGGGGGAGAAGGAGAUUGAGAGAGUGAGAAACGAGGUGGAAAGGGAGAGGGAGAGAGUGAGGGAAGAGGCGGAGAGAGUGAGGGAGGAGGUGGAGCGAGAUAGGGAGGAAGUGAAGAGAGAACUGGAAAGGGAGAGGGAGAAAUUACUGGAGGAUUUGGAGGAGAGAGAGAGGAAGGUGAGAGAGGCAGUGGAGAUGUGGAGGGAGAGCAGGAUGGAGAAGGGGAAGGGAGAGGAAACAAUAGGGGAGGCGGAGGGGGAAAAGGAGAGGGAGAAGGAGGGCAAGGAGAGAGAAGAUGAAGGAGUGGCAAAGGAAGGAGGUGACGAGGGGGGAAGAGCAGAGGUGACAGGGAGAGAAGGGGCUGAGAAGGAGUGUAGGGAGCGAGAGAGGGAGUGGAUAGCGAGGGAAGAGGAGUGGGGGAGGAGGACCUUGGAGUGGACAGGGCAAGUGAAGGCGCUGGGUGCUCAGUGGAAGGGGCUUGUGCAGCGAGAGAGGCGAGCGAGAGUGCGAGAGCAGCGGGCCAGAGAGGAGGAGAGCAGAGCGAGAGAGGAGGAGAGCAGAGCUAGGGAGGAGGGGAGGAGUCAAGGGAGUGGGGUGUGUGUGAUAGGCAAGGAGCAGGUGAAGGAGCUGGGGUCGCAUAUCGCCAGCAUGGAGUCUGUCUCGUGUCCUAGCGGCCAAGGUUCAGCAGGUGCAGGAGGAACGGCAGCGGGUGGAGGGGAUGGUGGUGCAUCUUUUCCAUCCUCUUCCCCCUCCUCCCCCGUCUUGCCCAUCUCCCUUCUCUUUCCCUCUUUCCCUCUUCCCUGUUUUCCUCUUCCUUCAUUGCAGCGGGCCCUGGCGGCCAAGGCACAGCAGCUGCAGGAGGAACGGCAGCGGGUGGAAGGGAUGGUGGAGCAGGCAGCACGGGAGAGGGCUGCGCGGGACGCUGCACUGAAGACGCUUAUAACGGGGAUGGAGAAACGCGACUUCGCGGCGAGUGAGCCAUAUGCAUCAGUGGAUGCAGCAGCAGCGCAGGCCUUCGCAUGGCAUGACUCCCAGCUGGAGGCCUUGACCCGCCGCGCUGCUCACAUGCUGCAUGCCGGCUCCGAAGCACCCACCACAGAUGUUGCGGCGAUGCCAGUAGCAGCACCAGCAGGAGCACCUGCAGGAGCAGCCACAGGAGCAGCACCCGCACCAGCACAAGCAGCAAACCCUGUUCCAGCUGUCUCCUCCCCGAAUUUCUCUCCUCCAACUUCCUCUCUCUCCUCCUCCCUUUCCUCCUCCCUCUCUCAUUCCCUCUCUGCCUGGUCCCUCGCCCACCCUCCCUCCACCAACGCCUCCUCUCAGUGCCUCUCUGCCUCCACCCCCUCACUAUACAUGGGCGAAGGGCGUGCACAGUACGUGUGUCCCACAGCAUGGCCACAUUGUUAUACUCCCCUCUCCGCCCUCAUCCCCCUCUCCGCCCUCAUCUCAUCCCCCUCUCCGCCCUCAUCCCCCUCUCCGCCCUCAUCCCCCUCUCCGCCCUCAUCUCAUCCCCCUCUCCGCCCUCAUCCCCCUCUCCGCCCUCAUCCCCCUCUCCGUCCUCAUCCCCCUCUCCGCCCUCAUCUCAUCCCCCUCUCCGCCCUCAUCCCCCUCUCCGCCCUCAUCCCCCUCUCCGCCCUCAUCCCCCUCUCCGCCCUCAUCCCCCUCUCCGCCCUCAUGUCUCGACCCACAGCAGCUCUGUACGAUUCCGUUGCAAGCACGUCAGCAGGCCCAAGGCACGUCAGCAGGCCCAAGGCACGUCAGCAGGCCCACCGAUGCCGCUGCCAGUGGUGGCUGAAUGCCCCUCCCGUUCCCCCUUUCCACCCCCCACUUCCCUCUUCCCCCCCCGUCCUUCCCCCCCACGUCUCCAGCCCCACGGGCCUCCCCACGGGCCUGUGGGAUUUCUUUGCAGGAACGUCUGCUGGCCCACCCCUGCCGCUGUCGGUGGUGGCUGACUGGGGGGUUGCGGGGAGGCGGCAGCACAAGUGGAUGGUGGAUGGCGUGUGGAUGGAGGUGACUAGAAAGGUAUGCAUGGGAAAGGGAAGGGAGGACGUUGGCUUGGCAGGCCCACUGCUGCUGCUGUCAGUGGUGGCUGAAGGGGGGUUCAGCAGGUAG